This is a messenger RNA of Sitophilus oryzae (rice weevil), 1636 nucleotides long. It is a transcript of the gene Aatf, whose product is annotated as protein AATF. The record is from RefSeq and is a predicted model, not a curated record. NCBI's taxonomy places the organism in Eukaryota, Metazoa, Arthropoda, Insecta, Coleoptera, Curculionidae. Gene Ontology annotation, biological process: regulation of transcription by RNA polymerase II. The transcript is spliced from 3 exons. Gene Ontology annotation, cellular component: nucleus; nucleolus. Bases 137 to 1603 code for a protein of 488 amino acids.
GGAUUAAAACCUAACCUAAUUUCUUGACCUAAUUUUACGUUUUGUCUUCCUCAUUCCUCGUUUGGCUUUGAUCAUGUUUUGAUAUUUUCAGGUUUUUCUAAGCUAUUAAAAGAUAAGAGUUUUCUUUUAAGCGAAAAUGAGUAACAAGAGAUCAAACGAGACGUUGGCCUCUAAAAUUGCGGGUAUAUUAUCCGCUGCACCUACACAGUUCAAUCCGGACGAUGACCAUAUCGACGAUACCUCCGCUAAAUUGACGAAUUUUGAUGAUUAUAGCGAUGAUGAAAGCGAAGAGAUAUUAAGUAAAUUUAGAAAACAAAACAUCGAUUUACUAGGCGAUAUAGAUCAGAAGUAUGCGGGGAAAAAAAGUAACAGAAAAAGUUUAAAGGAAAGUUCAGAUGAAUAUUCGGCAAGUGAAGAAUGGGAUACUGAAGAUGAUGUAGCUGAAGAAGAUGGUAAACAAAUUAAUAGUGACAGCGAAGAAGAAGAUAGUCAACAAGAGUCUGAAAACAGCGACGAUGAAGAAAAUGGUACGGAAUCAGAUGGUUCCGAGGUAGCAUCUGAUGCAGAUGAAAAUUUCCAACAUAUAAAAGAAACAAACGAGUCGCAGCAGGUUAAAAAAGGUGUCUCAGUAAGAAAUCAAAUGAAAAUAUGGGAAAGUCUACUUGAAGCAAGAAUACAACUCCAAAAAUGCUUGUCAGCUGCAAAUAAACUGCCCCAAGGAGAAUAUUAUAGAGACAUGAUCAAAGAAAGUGACUUAGAAAUGGACUUUAAGAGUAAAAUUGUCGAUACAAAGAAGAAUGUUGAGAAUGUUUUAGAUAAACUAUUAUUACUGCAAAAAAUAGUUAUUAAAAAGUAUCCUGAAACCAAAAAAUUAGGAAAAGAUAAUCAAAAAGAGCAUAUCAAAGAAGACGACGAUGAUGAUGAAGAUAUCCCUAGUGAUACUGAUGAAGAAAUCAAUGAAAAUGAAAGUGAAUCAGAAACAGAUGAUGAUUCAGAACCAAAAAAGAAGAAAAGAAAGUUCAAUGAUUUCGAGGUUGAUAUUGCCGAAAUGCAUGAAAAAUAUAAAAGUUACAGGAACGAGACUAUUGAGAAAUGGAAUGCCAAAACUAGACUGUCAAUUACUAAAAACGCUGGUCAGGUUCACUCAGUUCUAAACCAAAUUGAUCAUAUUUUGAAUGAUAAAGCAAAAUUAAGGAAAAGAACUCAAUUGAAGAGAACAGAAUUCAAAAUCUUGGGAGAAGAGGAAAAAGAGUUAAAUAACGAAGAUAGUGAGAAUGCUAGACAGCCAGAAGAAUAUAAUACAGAGAUUUUUGAUGACAGUGAUUUCUAUCAUCAGCUACUUAGAGAGCUGAUUGAGGUUAAAUCAGCUGAUAUUACUGAUCCAGUACAGCUAGGACGGCAGUGGAUUCAACUACAAAAUUUACGGAAUAAAAUGAAGAGAAAAAUUGAUACCAAGGCUACGAAAGGAAGAAAAAUUAGGUACACUGUUCACAGUAAGUUAGUGAAUUUUAUGGCACCUUUGUAUCAAGAAACGUGGACCGAUGAAGCUAAAAACGAAUUGUAUUCUUCCUUGUUUGGUAAAAUUAAAUUGAAAAAUAGUUAAUUCUAUUAUAGCUUUAUUAUUAUUAAAAUAUAU